This is a messenger RNA of Plasmopara halstedii, 1416 nucleotides long. RefSeq names its product unc-50 family protein. The transcript is spliced from 7 exons. The record is from RefSeq and is a predicted model, not a curated record. Bases 1 to 1416 code for a protein of 471 amino acids. Lineage: Eukaryota; Oomycota; Peronosporomycetes; Peronosporales; Peronosporaceae. Gene Ontology annotation, cellular component: Golgi membrane.
AUGAAACACGCAUUAUACUCAAAUCCCACAACUAAUACUCAUUACUACAAAAGGCAGAGUAAGCGUGCAGGUGCCGAUGUUUUCCGCUCGUGCUCGGCUUUCCCUGAAUAUUUCACGCGCGUACUGGACUACCGCCAGAUGGACCUCGAUGCUACGUUUUACCAGAUGGUCACUCUUUGUAUACAACCCACAAAGGUUUACAAGAGCGCAUAUUUUCGUAAACAGACAAAGAAUCGCUGGGCAAGAGAUGAUCCAGCCUUUGCAGUGAUUCAAUUUGCCUUCUUACUUGUAGCUACAUUGGCCUGGGCCAUUGCAUUCCGUGUUGACAGUGCUGCAAAGUAUGCCAUGCUGCUAUUUCAUGCGGUGGUCGUCGAAUGGCUUGGUUUGGGUCUCAUUAUAUCAACACUUUACUGGUGGAUUGCUAAUCAAUUUCUCCGUCAACGGAACAAUUAUGGUAUUGGUGAAACACUUUAUGUUGAGCAACGAGUAGAGUGGCAGUUCGCCUUCGACAUUCACUGCAAUUCGUUUUUCAUCUUGUUUCUAUUUCUCUAUGUGCUACAGUUUCUUCUAGCACCGCUACUGGUCUCCAAUUCGUUUGCUAUCUUGUUGGUUGGCAAUCUUCUCUAUUCGUUAAGUUGGGGACUCUAUACAUAUAUCACUUUUCUUGGAUACAUGGCACUUCCCUUUCUCCAUCGGACCGAGCAAUUCUUAUUGCCUCUUGUCUUAGUUCUGGCGCUUUUCGUAUCAACAAUCGUGUUGCAGGCGUGCUUGCGUCUUUCCUUUAAUGGGAUAAUAUGUCCUGCGCUCCUUAUUCACCCUGCUCAUGUGGCGGGACGAGUCGUGAUCAGCUGUGAUGCAAACUUUGAUGACUCAGCCUUUGGCUUAGAUGCUACAAGUGCUAGCGAACUUGACAGUGAUGAUGACGGUGUCGACCUUGACUCGGUAAACAGCGGGGAUGAAGGAGUACACUACCCGACAAAUUUCAAGUCAAAAGGAAAACGCAAGAAGCUUCCUUGCACAGGAAACACAAGCCAACAAAUUACAACAGGCCGGCGUAAUCAAGUUGGACUUGAAGAAGCAAGUGCACCUGAAUAUGUAAGCGAGCGACAAGCUAGCGUCGGUCGGUUGAACGUAUGGCUUACAAUCGCCCCUAUGUUUUGGUGGGAUAGUGCCGACUCGGUUAAAGUCGGUGACCUUUCGAAACCAACAACAUACCAAGAUGAUGUCAACGGACCAAACCAAAUUUAUUGGCGCAAGGCAAUCCGUGCGGAACUGGACUCUAUGAAACCUUGUGGUGUAUUCCGUGCUGUCAUGCUUCCAACUGGUCAGCAAGUUUUUGAAACCAAGUGGGUAUCUAAAAUAAAGCGCAAAGUGAUCGGAAAAAUACAAGGCACGCCUCGUCGCAAAAGGCUUUAA